Messenger RNA from Xyrichtys novacula (pearly razorfish), 5852 nucleotides. NCBI's taxonomy places the organism in Eukaryota, Metazoa, Chordata, Actinopteri, Labriformes, Labridae. The record is from the annotation of a GenBank genome assembly.
UCACGCACUGCAGCCUCGAACCUUUGGCACACCUCCGCUGUAUAAUCCGGAGUGCCAGCACUGUCCCUUAUAUCAACCACACGGUGACGUUCACCUGCCGUUAUGAGUCAGGACACAGGGCGAAGAAAUCCCCGAGGCCGACAAGACGACGAAAGGCCCCUUUAAACCGACGAGAGAGAGAGAGAGAGAGAGAAGAGAGAGACAGAGAGAGAGAGAGAGAGAGAGAGAGAGCGAGCUGAUAAACAACAACACCGGACAGAGAAGCUGCUUUUACCGGAUUCAACGAUACUGCGGCCUCGCUGGAGAAGAGGUGAGGUAGCUCUUUACAUAUUUACAGGAUUUUUUUGAGAGAUUACAGAAUGAGACUCAAGUUCAUUUAGAUUUUUGAAGCCAGGAGCCAGUUUGGCACAAUGAGUGGGUCAGUACCAUAGACACGCUGCUGUGUGUGCUGUUAACCCACUGUCACGGUCAUGUGAGGCGGUUUACCUGUUCACCUGUUAGAUGAUACUGGAGCGGAAAUAAAAGGGAACAUCGCUUAUGUCAGGGGAAACAGCGGGGGAAGUGUUUGUGUGCAUUCUCCGGACUCUGGCCGCUCUCUGACGUAUCAGGGCUAUUUUUGACGGACAUAUUCACUCUCUCCCACAGGCUGCCAGGACUUUCUCCCGAUUCUUCUCCUGAAUUUUAUCGUCUGUUCUCCAUACAUUCAUUGUUUAAUACCAUUGCGGAAGUGAGAAGGUCCUCGACAGGACACAGGGCUUAGGCAGUGCUGACAUCUAGCGGCCGAUCAGUAGAACUGCUCCAUCAGUGGAGAUGUACGGAGCUUCAGGGAUCCCGGAGCUCAUCCCACCCAGUGGGCCGCCACGACAACCCGGCCCGGUGGGGCAGUUCAACCCGGGACAUCCGCAAGUUAACGGACACGGAGGUGGAGCCAACCCACAGAGGCUCGGACAGAGGGCUCCAAAGCUGGGCCAGAUCGGUCGCACCAAGAAAGGUGAGUGACCAGUACCGUUAUUAUUAUUAUUAUUAUUAUUAUUAUUAUUAUUAUUAUUAUUAUUAUUAUUAGGGCCCGAGCCCAGGCCCUCUUGUUAUUAUUAUUAUUAUUAUUAUUAUUAUUAUUGUUUUUGUUGUUGUUGUUGUUGUUGUUUUUUGUUGUUGUUGUUGUUGUUUAUUUAUUUUCUUAAAUUGCGCAGUAUCUGACUGUAAACUCAUUUCAAAGUCUAUCUCUAGAUUAUUUUAAAACCACAACCAUAAUUUAUCUGUCAAGAGUGGGGACAACAUUCUUUUGUCAAUUUAUGAUAGUUAACUGUGUGAAAACAGACAUUUGUGUUGGUAUUUUUAUCCAAUAUGUGUAUUUUUCUAAUUAGAACUAUCACUAAAACAGGGAGUAGCUUUUGUGAUUUGUCUCUAAAAUACAGUUUUUAAUACCUGGGGACUGAAGCCCAGCAAGGCUACAUAUAGUAUAAUCUGUAUGCUAAUUAUUUCCUUUUGUUGGGAGCUUAUUUAUGUGGUAAAAGUAGAAAUAAUAUUGUGUUGAAUGUUUGAGCAAGCAAGUCUCUCCUUCAGACACAUUUUUGUUGUACUACGAUGACUCCUCUUUUAGACAUACACAGACCAUAAUAUGAAGAAACAAAUUUUUACCUCAGGCACAUGUAAUCAGCGAAAACACAUCAUGAUAUCUCAGUUUAAACAUGUUAGGCGCUCAGAGGUGCAUUUACGAUCUGAUCUGAUCAGUUCAAAGCAAUUGUGUUUCCUAAUAUUUGAACAAAACAUAUUUCUGUAGUUACCCCAGGCUACUCUUUUUCUUAGAAAGAGUAGGUAAGGUGAAGAUAAUUGAAUUUAUUCCCAAUAGUUGCAUCAUCAGUAUAAGCAUGCCUCUGUCCAUGGGUGGUUUUGUUUUCUGAAGGUGAUAUUUUGAUAAUUAGCUGAUCCAUCUGACGUGAACCAAAAGUAAGGACUGACCUGUUUUUGAGGCCAUGACUCUUCCCUAAACCAAACCAAGUAGGUGUGGUGCCGAAACCCAGACAGAAGGCUGGCAGACAGGUCUGAAAGCAUUCAGACCUGUGUGAGCAACUGUGUGAGCAUUCAGUUUAAAGGGAUAGUUCACUUUUUUAUUUAUUUUAUUUUUUCAAGUGUGGUUAUAUGCGGUUCUGCUCAAUAAUACAUAUUUUAUCCGCAGAGGUUGGCCCAUCUGCUCUGACUCUUUGAUUUUUUUAUUUUUAUAUAUUAAUUUGGGUGUUUUUGUCUUCAAUAGACAGAAGUGGUGAAAAGGGACAGGAAAUGAGUCAAACCAGCAACCGUCACACAGAAGGCUAAAGCCUCUGUUCAUUGGGUGCACACUUAAAAUGCACAGCCAAUCAGCGCCCUAGCUCAGAAACAGCCCAGAGAAGCUUAAACAGAGACAAAGCUAGGCUGUGAGACGAACUGCACAAUGUCAUUUAGCUUAAGAAACUCUGACACAAACACUGAUGAUGUUAUAAGCAUGAACUAUGUUUAGACAUUUUUGUCAGAAAGUUGUUUGUUUUUACACUUUUCUUGACUGUGGAUGAUUUGAGUCCCCCUUCCUGUAACACACUGAACUUUUUAAGAGUCACUCACCUAUAAGUGUAAUUGUAUUUCUUUUUGAAGCUCAUAGAUGAUCAUGAUCAUUGUGUGUGUGUGUGUGUGUGUGUGUGUGUGUGUCCUGAUGCCCAGUCCUUACUAAUAUUGGUGUUAAUACCACUUUUCUCUUCAUUGUCAGUGAUCUGAUGGAAAAAGUUCUGGGUCAUGUUUAAAAAGAGCAUCUAAACUCAAAUGCCAACAUUCCUGACCUUUGACCUUUCCUCCACAGUGGACCUGGAGGAUGAAGACCUGGAUGACAUCAUGAACAACAAUGGCCAGUGUCCUGUAUCCUUGUCUCCUAUCUCCUAAACUUCACCACGAAGUGCCAAAAAAAAAGAAAAUCCUGUGGGAUGCCAAAACCCCCCUGUCAGCGAUCUUGGCCUGGAGCUUGUGACGUGUCCUUACAGAAGCCCACAUGGCUCAUAAAGGCACAAAAACAGCUCACUUAGCGCCAGCUGAAGCCCUUAUUGUACAUAGUGUUUAUUUAACUUCACUUUGGUUGGACUGAAUGAAAUGUAAUGCAUCACCCUCUACUCUAUACCUCGGUCGGCAGUAGGACAUCAGGAAUGAAGAAGAUUUAGAGACAGUCUGUGUGAUUUUCAAGGGCUAUGUUUUUAAAGUUGCACUGAGCGGGUCAUUAGACAGGAAGGGGGGUUUGUGAUGGAACACAAGCCUGUUAAUGUGUACCACACGGGUGAAAUGUUAAGCUUUUGGAUGUGCAAUGACUAUCACUCUCUUCUCUCACUCUGACGAUGCAAGUGGUGUCCUAUUACCCAGCCAAUGAAAGCUCGCUAUUUACAGAAAAAGACAAACUACUGCUUAUUAUUUAUUGUUCCAAAAAAACUGAGACGAAGCAGUUUGUCAUGUUGUUAUUGCUUCUUUGUGUUUUCUAACUUAUGUCUGGAUCAGAAAUCUAUUACUGAGUUUAAUUGUUUCUAAAUGGUGCACUUUGUGGGAAUGCCUGUUAUGUGCAGUGAUAUGUUGCAGAACUCUAUGCAUGGACUCUGUUGAAGCAUCAAAACACGUAACUGGUAUCCUUGUAUUAAGGGCUAUGUUGUAGUAUAUCACGCUGCACCACCGUUAUGCUACUAAGAUCAUGCAGAGUUGAUAUUUUUCAGUGCGUUGUUGACUCAGCAGAAAAAUAUCACUCAAAAAUACAAACAAUCAAAGAUAUGUGACUUGGACAGUUGUGAAUGUGCUGAUUAAAUUGCCAAAUAAUACAAACCACUGUAUCAGAUUGAUUAUCGAAAUGGUUUCUGAUUGGCUUGCCUUGAUAAAAUAGUAUUUUGCACAACCCCAAUUUCAAAAUAGUUAGGAUGCUGUGUGAGAGUUUAUAUGUCAUUAAAAAAGAAGAUAUUAAAAAAAAAAAAAAAAACACCUCAAUUGGUUAAGAUGAUUUGCAGGUUAGUAACAUGACCUAAAAAUUUAAAAAAGGCAUUUCGGUGAAGAGGUUUCCCACUAUGUGCGAGACUGCAUGAGCACAAAGUUCAACAGCACCAGCAUUAAUUUCCUUCUUAACUACCAUCUCCACUGCAAACUUUCAUAGUAAAAUACAGAGAAUCUGGAGAAAUCUUUGCAAAUACAAAUACUGGAAUGGCAUCCCAACUUUUUCUGGAGUUGGGGUUGUGUUGAUAUUUAAGUGGAGAUGAGUACAGCGCUUUGACAGCUACCCUAAAACUAAGUCCCUUUUUCCAGGAUCAGGGGAACUCUAAGUAAAUGUUAAGGAUUAACUCUAAAACUACACUUUGACAUAAUGGAAAGAAACAGCCAAUGAUAAGCUCUCACUGCUGAGACAAUCUCAACACUGUUGUUUUGGGGGGAUUUGAAAGAUUGCAGUGGACUUGUGAAAUGAUAUGUUGUCUGUGAAGGCUCAUGCUGAUGUCAUGUUACUGUUCUGGCUGUGAAAUUGUUUUUUAGGUCACUUUAACUUUUGUUUCUUCCGUCAUGGAAGUGCUCUGUAUUUCACUGUCCAUCCUCUGACUCAUGAAGGUUGUUGUUCAGGUUGUGGCAAACAUUUGCAUGGAAAUGGUCGACUUUUCACGAUGCAUCUCUGGAAAUAAAAAUGAACCUUUGUCUCUUUUGUUCACUGAAUUAACUGCGACUUCACCGAGUUGUUUCUCUGUUGGUGCACUUUUGCCAAAGAUGCACCUUUUCUAUCUUCACUGUUCUUUUAACUUUUUAAUAACUGAUUCAAAAGUCAAAGUCAAUGGUGAAUUUUAUAUCGGUACUGAUAUUAAAUGAAAAUAUUUUAUCAGAUUCCUUCCCUUCACUAGAACACGCAGGCAAAAGAACAAGCUCAGUCAUGAAUCAUGGAUCUUGCAGGUAAAUUAAGGCAAGCAAAUGCAAAACCAGAUGACGCAGUUCAAGAUGGGCCUGACAUGCUAAGAAGCUCAUAAAAAGCAUCAUGUACUUUGAUGUUAUUUGCAGUAAUUUUACAGCAAAAAACAAGAAGUUCAAAUGCUAAGAUUAGCAUCCAUUCACAUCAGCCCUGUGUGCUGACUAUUCUGACUCAACUUACUAUGACAGUGAUGUGCGUGAUAAGGGUGAGAGUGGUGUCAGAUGUUAGCGGUAAAAACUGAAAGCUCUUCCUGUUCCCCAGAUCACUGCUUCUCCUGUGUCCCUUUGUAGCAUUUACCUGCCUGUGUACCCCAAGUGCCCCUUUUGGUGAUUGUCGGAGUAACAAAACAAAACCGAAAAUAAUAAAGAUAAAAUGGCUCAUGCACCCUAUUUGAUUGUGUCACAUCAUGCAACAGGAAAAUUUGAACUAAAAUAUGGCCUGAUAUCCCUCUCAUAAUGAUGGCUUAAACUCACUAGUUUAAUUCACCCAACUUUGAACCAGCUAGAUGCUGGAUGUCAUCAUUAUGAACAUUUUUUGAGCAGUCAUAGCACUUUACGCUGAGGUGUUAGUGAAGCCCAGGUCGCUUUGACAGCAGCCCUCAGCAGGUCAGCAUUUUUUGGGUUUUGGGUUUCUCAUCUUCCCCCACAGAUACACUUUGGGGUCCAGGUCAGGCUGGUUAGAUGGCCAAACCAAACACAAUGAUAUUAUGAAUUGCAAACAAUUCAUUGGGAAGUUUUGGUGCUGUGGGCAGGUGCAAGUCCUGGCAGUUGAGUCGUGCCCCAUAUUCAUAAGUUGUAGUCCUAAAAGCAGGCAUUUACUGCUCUCUGAGUCUGUUUCCUUCUUUGUCUACUGUCCUAUGUCUAAAUAAAAAAACAAACAUAAAAUGUUACUCUAAAUAUCAGUGUAUGUAUACUAU